AUGACAGAUGCUUGCUGUUCCCAUGAUGAACUAAUUGCUCUGAUAGAACAAUUCUUUUCUUUUCAACAGUGUCAGUGUUUUAAUAGUUAUCAAGCGAUGUCAAGUACUACUGAAAAGUGUCGUGAAAUUCUGCUUCGACUUACAAAAGCAAUUGAAAACAUUGAAGUUUAUAGUUACAAAAAACAAGAUGACAAUUCCAUCAAGAAAACUUCCACACCCAACACCGUGCAGGACACGAAGGAACAGAAACCAGCACAUAUCAAUGCAAAUUCCUCAGCUUUAUCCUCUUCGGCGUACAACCUUUUGUUCCAGGCGUUGCUGGAGCUUCGGACCAAAUCUUAUACCAAAAACCAGGCGAUCAGAGCCAAACUGAUCCAGUACAAUAUAAUCAAAAAGAUUUUCCACCUUCUGUGUGAAAAACCAGCUGGCCUUCAAACUGCUUAUGAAAACUACCUCAAGUCGAUUGGUAGAAAGAAGGGUGAAGAGCGGCAAGGUGAUGGUAGACAAAAUAAUGGUGACAAAGAGGGAACAGUAAAAGAGGAAAGUAAAAAUGAAGUUGAGUCUUUGGGAGGGGGAAGUGCCAAGAAUAAUGACAGUAUGGAAUGUUGUCUUCAGCCAUUUGAAUUAGACGAGCAAGAAACGGUUCCCUUUGCAGAUUUUAGGGACCUUUUGCUAAGUCUUCUGGGAAAUUUUUGCCUGGACUCUGCUGCUCGAAUCCAGGUCAUCAAACAUCGAGGAAUUACCAUACUUCGUACAAUUCUCUUUGAGGCAGAAUCUGAGAGUAUCUGGCGCCGAUGUUGUCGCACUCUGGCAAACCUUGCUGUGGACCCUGCCUGUCGGAAAGCCAUUCAAGCCACAGAUAUUACAGCAAAAAUAAUUUGUAUUUUGGAAAGUUCUUGUGAUUCUGAAUGCAAAUCCACAAUAUGUCGAACUCUUAGACUUUUUGCUGAAUCCAGCCAACUUCUCAAGACCAUCAUUGACUGCAAUGGCAUCACUAUCUUGAUACAGAUCUGCAGAUAUGGAACGCACAGUGUGAAAGGCGCUGCAGUAAAAACUUUGGCUGAAUUAGGAAAGAAAAACUGUUCUGUUGAAUUUGGACAACAAGUUCUCCGAGGAGAGGGUCUUGUAAAGUUGGUGGAGAUGACCAAAGAAGAUGCUGUUUACUCGGAACAUGCUCUCUGCAUUCUUAUCUAUCUCAGCCACCAUAGUUUCAUCCGACCGUUAAUGGGAAGUUCUGAUGUCAUUCAGACCCUCCAGUCGAAAUUUGAAUCGGAAAUUCCGGCACACCUCUGCUCGGAGAUUUUGAAUGCUUUCUGCCUUUUCUCUAAUGAGGCUAUCAACAGAGUGAAGUUGAGACAAUUUGGAAUUCUCAAGAUUCUCCUCAACGCCCUUCAGGACCAGCGCUAUGCCCUGCUACACAAUCGGAUCAUCAGCGCAUUUGUUAACUUUUUGUAUGAUGAUAGCAGCUUUGAUUUGCUCCUUGAGAAUGGCCUUGUGCCUGUGCUCUUUGUCCAUCUCCAGCGCUGUGCUGGUUUCUCCUUUACAAUACCAAACACGGAACCAUUUGUGGAAUCUUUAAUUGAAGCAGUCAUGAAUCGUAAUGACGAGAGUGGGAAUUCUAAUAUCCAUGAACCUGCAUGUAGUAACACUCAGGAAAAGUGUACAAAGCAUGCCACAACUGGUAGUUCAAGCACUGGCAAAGAGUCAAGCUCUAAGGAAAAGUGUACAAAGCAUGCCACAACUGGUAGUUCAAGCACUGGCAAAGAGUCAAGCUCUAAGGAAAAGUGUACAAAGCAUGCCACAACUGGUAGUUCAAGCACUGGCAAAGAGUCAAGCUCUGAGGAAAAGUGUACAAAGCAUGCCACAACUGGUAGUUCAAGCACUGGCAAAGAGUCAAGCUCUGAGGAAAAGUGUACAAAGCAUGCCACAACUGGUAGUUCAAGCACUGGCAAAGAGUCAAGCUCUGAGGAAAAGUGUACAAAGCAUGCCACAACUGGUAGUUCAAGCACUAGCAAAGAGUCAAGCCUUGAAGGAAACCCUGAACCAAAGUUAGUUAACAAGGGCCAAAGCACUGAUAGUGAAAGGAUCUUGAGCAACAGCCUGGUGUUAAUUUCAAAUAACAAUGCAGAUGCCAGCAAACAUGACCCAAAAGUAGAAGAGAAGCUAUCAUCCUUACCCACUUAUAAGCAAUGCCUUUCAGCAAGCGAUAAUCCUCCAGACAAAGAUCAGGAGACACCUCCAGCAAGACAAGCGAAAAACUGCCAAACUGCUCAAGCCCAAAGGACCUGCUUGCCUGAUUCUGCCUGUGUAAAUGGACAACUGCAGGUGCCAGGCACCAGGGGUCGAAUUCCAAAGAGAAAGCAUAAGACAGAAGUCUUUUCUGAACCAUCUAAACGAUAUCGUUUGUCAUUAGGUGUCAAAGCCGAUCCACAGAAGGAACCCGCUAUCUUGAGUUUUAAGAUCCCAGAUACUCACAACCUGAGCCCGUUAGUUGCCGAGACAGUUGCAGACAUGGUAGAUAUGUCGCCCUCGACAGUGUUGUCGCAUGUUGGCAAAUGCUCUGAACACUUGGAGCAGCAUGCCACAGAGAUCAUAGCUUUCCAUGGCAGUUCUCUCUUGGAGCCAUCUCAAUCGCAGACCAUGGAUAUGGAAAGCAACCGUGCAGAUAUAUUUGUGACUUUAAGGAGCAAGUGUAGUGUGGGUCGGAUAGAAGAGAUUUUAAAAAUGAAAGGGUUUUGUAUAAGAACUGAAUCAGAGACAUGCGACUCGGAUCAGGAAGUUGAUAGCGAUGAUGAGGAUGAUAAAGUUUUGGAGAAACAGCAAAGAAAUUUUUAUUGCAUCGACAGUCCUUCCUAUCAAAAUGAGAUCACAUGGCAACCAGAGGAUUAUGCUACAGAUGCAACAUUAAAAUCUUCCUCUCUCACCGGUGGUCAGUAUUUAAGUCCACUUAGCAAUGCCUCUUACCAUUCUCCUGACUGGAGUCCGAACUUCAGCUCACAAGAGAAGGACUUCAGUUCUAAGGACAGUUACAGCAGUGAGGAAGAAAUGCAAGUGGAUGCUAGUGACGGAACUCUGUCUCAUUCUGAUAACUACACAGCAGAUAACAAUUGUCAGGAGUCUGUGUGCAAGACUUCACGCCAUAAAAAGAAUACAAGUCUUGGUGCCACCAAGAAAUGUUCAAAGACACAAAGGAGUGUCAACUUGGUCAACCGGAAAACAGAGGACAACAUACUUAUUCUGUUGUCUCGUAUUUCCCAAAAAGAGAACCCGACAAAAUAUCUUGCGAAUGUGGAGAGCUUUCUGUGCCUCCUUCGUUACAUUGGACAUGUUCCGCUAGCCUUUCCAAGGAGUGUGCGCAUUCUGGGUCGGGUGGUUAGCAACCUCUUCUGUCUUGAGAGCCUUUUGGGAUUCAUGGCGCCAGCAUUGAUAUUCUUAGAACUAAUGACUUCUUGGAACCACCGGAUCUGUGAUACUAGAUGUCACAGUGACAUGUUUUGGACACCAUCUCGGGCAACUUGGUUAAACAUCGGCAGUGUUUUUUCUCAGAACUCUUGUAUUGAAGGUUCUGACGAUCUUUUGAAGGCAGGACAAUUAAUACUGAACGAGUUUGGUGUCGUGGCUGAGAUUAAUUUUGGUACUUGUCUGCUGGCACAACACUUAAUGAAGGAGACGCCCCAACAGAAUUAUGUCAUUGCUUGUUUACCAUUCCUUUGCCGAAGUCACAAUGUUCAGGAGAAACUUUUGGUUCGCUUACGAGGUUUUGACCUUCUCCAGAACAUCGUCAUGUCCAACCCAAAGAGCUGUCUUUCCAAAGUCGUUAUCCUCGGUUUAUCUUACCUGGCUUGUCACCUCAACGUCAAACCUGACCCCAUAACACCAACACCCUAUCCGAAGUGCUCCAAAACGAAAAAGUCAAUAAAAUGCUGUAUGAAGACGUUUCCAAAGGAUAUUACCUUUGUGACGGACUAUGGUCAGAAGGUGUUUGCCAACAAGGAACAACUUACACAGCAGUCGGAUGUCUUCUCCGCCAUGCUGACGAGUAAUUUUCUCGAAUCAAAGAGUGCCGAAAUUGCCAUUCCCGAUAUCUCAUUAGUUGCACUGAGAUUUAUUGUGCAUUAUUUGCAUGGUUGUUCAGUUAAGUGCAGCAUCAUUGAUUACAUUGUCAGCCCCAAGUCUAGUCUACCCUUCGAUGGCAUCGUGAACGUGUUGGCUCACGCUGACCAGUAUAUGUUGACCAAACUGCAGGACUUUCUAGUGAAGAUCGUACGAGAGAAGUACCUGAACUAUCAAACAGCAGGCAAGUUUUACAAUGUGGCUUCACUGCACAACUAUAAUGACCUGCGGAAAGAGUGCCUCACCUAUUGUUUGGUAAGUUUGGUAUUUGGCAGCAAGUCUGUUAGUUGCAUGAUGGAUAUUCUCACUGGACCGUAUGCGAGGGAAUUUCUUGAUUUGGUCAAGAAAACUCUUAAAAAACAUGCAACUAUUGACCCUUUUGCUAAAAUAUAA
Molecule: messenger RNA, 4506 nt
Organism: Acanthosepion pharaonis
Lineage: Eukaryota; Metazoa; Mollusca; Cephalopoda; Sepiida; Sepiidae
Source: the annotation of a GenBank genome assembly